UCCCCUUUUCCUCCUCUUGGACUCCCAUCCCAAUCCCUGCUCUGCCUUCCAGGGGAACACGGCGCCCAGCUGGGGCUGCACGGUGCCAGCGGGGACGGCCUGGGCGACGACAGCGCAGCGGUGGAGGAAGGGGAGACCAGCCCAGACCCACAGCCCCAGCAGGGCCGGAAGGUGCGGAGGGAAGCCUGUACCUGUCCCUACUGCAAGGACAGCGAGGGGAGGAGCUCUGGGGAUCCAGGUAAAAAAAAGCAGCACAUCUGCCACAUCCCGGGCUGCGGGAAGGUGUACGGCAAAACCUCCCACCUGCGGGCCCACCUGAGGUGGCACACGGGGGAACGGCCCUUCAUCUGCGGGUGGAUGCUGUGCGGGAAGCGCUUCACCCGCUCCGAUGAGCUGCAGAGGCACAAGCGCACGCACACAGGUAAGGCCUGGG
This is a messenger RNA of Lagopus leucura (white-tailed ptarmigan), 433 nucleotides long. Its product is annotated as transcription factor Sp1-like. The transcript has 2 exons. Lineage: Eukaryota; Metazoa; Chordata; Aves; Galliformes; Phasianidae. The annotation marks the transcript as partial. Gene Ontology annotation, molecular function: DNA-binding transcription factor activity, RNA polymerase II-specific; RNA polymerase II cis-regulatory region sequence-specific DNA binding. Gene Ontology annotation, biological process: regulation of transcription by RNA polymerase II. The record is from RefSeq and is a predicted model, not a curated record.